CGCCGGCCGCGACGGCUUCCGGGCUGGGCUUAAAGCUAUGCUCCGCGCUAUGGGGUGUUGGCAGCGUUUGCUGCUUUUUGGUGGGGUAACGCUUCGGGGUGGUGGCGGGGCCGGCGUCCCGCUUGGGGGAAGCCGAGUGUUGGUUUGUGGGCGCCAGUUGUCUGGAGCUGACAGUGAGGCCCUAAAACAAAGAAGAGCACAAAUCAUGUCCCGAGGACUUCCAAAGCAGAAACCAAUAGAAGGUGUAAAGCAAGUUAUAGUUGUGGCCUCUGGAAAAGGUGGAGUUGGAAAGUCUACUACAGCAGUGAACCUUGCACUUGGACUAGCAGCGAAUGAUUCGUCAAAGGCCGUUGGAUUGCUAGAUGUGGAUGUGUAUGGCCCUUCAAUUCCAAAAAUGAUGAAUCUGAAAGGAAAUCCAGAAUUAUCACAGAACAACCUAAUGAGACCUCUUUUGAAUUAUGGUAUUGCUUGUAUGUCUAUGGGCUUCUUGAUUGAAGAGACUGCACCAGUUGUUUGGAGAGGCCUUAUGGUAAUGUCAGCCAUUGAGAAACUGUUGAGGCAGGUAGAUUGGGGUCCACUUGACUAUUUAGUUGUUGACACGCCACCAGGAACUGGAGAUGUACAGUUAUCCAUCUCACAGAAUAUUCCCAUUUCAGGUGCUGUGAUCGUCUCUACGCCCCAGGACAUUGCAUUGGUGGACGCACAUAAGGGUGCUGAGAUGUUUCGGAAAGUCCAUGUGCCUGUUUUGGGCCUUAUCCAAAAUAUGAGUGUUUUCCAGUGUCCAAAAUGUAAACACAGAACUCAUAUUUUUGGUGCUGAUGGUGCAAGAAGACUAGCACAGACCCUUGAUCUUGAUAUUCUAGGAGACAUUCCCUUACAUCUUAAUAUAAGGGAAACUUCAGAUACAGGCCAGCCGAUUGUGUUUUCACAGCCUGAAAGUGAUGAGGCCAAAGCUUACCUGAGGAUUGCUGCAGAAGUAGUAAGAAGAUUGCCGCCACCUCUAAAGUGAGUUCCGCAAGUGUUCUGGAAUGUUGCCUGGUGCUUAACAAUAAGAAGACCUUUGGAAAUCAGCAAUGUGGUUAUGAAACCUACAGGAAUAGUAGUAAUCAUAGUUGUUUUCUUGUACUUCUAAGGAAAUAAUGUCUUAUGUUCAGAUUUGAUUUGCUAAGCAGUAACUCACAAAUAAAAUGUUUAUAUAUCAAUGCUAACUACUACAUUUAGGAAUUUACUGAAAGCUGGUGUGUACCAACUGCACAGAACUGCAUUUUAUUUUAAUGAAUUACCCCUUGGGGAAUCAGGAGUUUGUGUUAGAAGCCCAAUCUUCCAGUCAGGAAAGAACUGUGUUCUUUUUACGGGACUACAGAGUAGUCAUUUAAAGGAUUUACUAAAUUUGUGUGCUGAUAUAAGUAUGACAACACUCUGUCAGUUUGGUCUGGAUUUAAAUCCUGCCUUGGACUAUCUUGGACACAUUCAUAAUAUAAAUAAACCUUUACUUCAUCUGGACCAGGUUUACCCUAGACUUACUAAAUAUAAUCUGCUGGGGUGGGGCCCAGACAUGUGUAUUUUUAAUAAGAUCAUAAUGAUUUUGAUUCUGAUUCUGAUAGAAAUAGAAUAACAUUUAUUAAGUGUUUUCUUGUGUCCUUAUAAUUAAUCUUCCAUUCAUAUGAGUGAGGUAAUGUGUUAUCUCCGCUAUAUAGAUGAGAAUACUGAGAUAUGGGAGUGUUAAGUGUCUUGCUGAAGGUUACUAUUUCAGCAAGUGAUGGAGCUGGAAUUUGAACUUGAGUGGCAGGAUACUGGAUCCUUCCUUUUUUUACACAAAGAACAUUCAUUUGUUUCAAAAGAGAGAAAUAUGGUAUUCAGCAUUUCUUAAAACUUAUGAGACCAUGAAACUGACCCUUUCCCCAUUUAGGACCAUUUUGUGGAGUUCAUAUUUCAAAUGAUACACUUUGAAAAACAUUUGUCUUGUCUAGUUGAGGCUCAGAGAAAUUCAGAGGGCUUUCCAAGGUCAGGUAGCAAGAUAGUUACAAAGCUGCAAAUACUGAUAAGAAUCAGUAGUUGAUAAAGAAGCAGUCUAUGACCUUUGGCAAAUACCUUGACAUCUUUUGUUUUGUGUCUGGCUUAAAUAGCCAGAAAAUUAGUCAAAGAGUUGCAUGUCAUUAUAAACAUGUUUUCACACACUUAUGUUCACAUAAAAAACUACAUGAGUGUUCAUAGAGGUUUUAUUUGUAAUAGUAAAAAACAAUGCAGAGUUUUUCAAUGGGCAAAUAGUCAAACUGUGAUAUAUCCACGCUAUGGAAUACUACCUAGCAAUACAAAAGAACAAACUAUGGACAUAUGCUACAAUGCGUAUGAAUUCCAGAGAACUAUGCUGAAUGAAAAAGCCACUCCUAAAAGGUUUUAUGCCAUCUGGCUCCAUUUAUGGAACAUUCUUGAAAUUAUAAAAUUAUAGAACUGGAGAACAGAUUAGUGGUUUCCAGAGUUUAAGGGGGAGAGUUGUAUGACUAUAAAACGGCAACAUAAGGAAUCCUUGUGAUGAUGAAAAUGUUCUAUAUUGUGACUAUAUCAAUGUCAAUAUCUUGGGAGAUAAUUGUACUAUAAUUUUGCAAGAUGUUAUUGUUGGAGGAAAUUGGAUAAAAGGGCACAGUGAAAUCUGCAUUGUUUCUUACACUGCACAUGAGUCUACAAUUACCUCAAAAUAAAAAUAAAAGUUUAAAACACA
Canis lupus familiaris (dog) is the source of this 2719-nucleotide messenger RNA. It is a transcript of the gene NUBPL, whose product is annotated as nucleotide binding protein like. The record is from RefSeq and is a predicted model, not a curated record. NCBI's taxonomy places the organism in Eukaryota, Metazoa, Chordata, Mammalia, Carnivora, Canidae. Gene Ontology annotation, biological process: mitochondrial respiratory chain complex I assembly; iron-sulfur cluster assembly. Gene Ontology annotation, cellular component: mitochondrion. Gene Ontology annotation, molecular function: ATP-dependent FeS chaperone activity; ATP binding; 4 iron, 4 sulfur cluster binding. The transcript is spliced from 11 exons. Bases 38 to 1009 code for a protein of 323 amino acids.